UCAGUCAAGAAGAACUCCUAAAAAUAUGGAAAGGACUCUUCUACUGCAUGUGGGUGCAGGACGAGCCCCUUCUGCAGGUAACGCAGUCCCCUCGUCAUGGUCCUGGACCUUUGCCACGAUGGACGCCAAUCUGCUGCCAUCCCCAAACAGAUGGAAGUAAAUGCUUCAAGGAGCCAUUGUCUCAGCUCUUGUCCCCUCAGGAAGGGGCAGCGGGCACUUAGGCUGUGCUUUCAGACAUAUCGGACACGCUAAGUCAUAGAUCCCCUAUUGCUCUCGUCAUUUCAUAGCUUCUAUGGAGGAGCUAGCGAACAUUAUUUCCCAACUCAUCCACGUUGUAAACAGCUUGGAGGCUCAGUACCUGUUUAUUCAGACCUUCUGGCAGACCAUGAAUCGAGAGUGGCAAGGGAUAGACAAGCUGCGGCUGGACAAGUACUGCAUGCUGAUCCGCCUGGUCCUGAGGCAGUCCUUUGAAGUUCUCAAGCGGAAUGCCUGGGAAGAAAGCCAGAUCACACUGUUUUUGGACAUCCUGAUGAAGGAGGUCCUGAGUCCUGAGAGUCGGGCUCCCGAUGGCAUCAGAGCCCACUUGAUUGAUGUGUACUUGGAUGAGCUUACCACGGUGGGAGGGGCAGAGCUCUUAGCGGAUCAGAACCUCAAGUUAAUCGAUCCAUUCUGCAGAAUUGCUGCCAAGACUAAGGACCACAUGCUGGUACAGACUGUAGCGAGGGGUGUUUUUGAAGUCAUUGUAGAUCAGUCUGCCUGUGUACCUGAAGAGUCUGUGGAGGAGCGGAAAACCAAAGAGGAUGGCAGUGGCUUCCCUACAAAGGAGCUGGCCUGCAGGAAGGCAGUCAGUGGGAAGAAAGCUGCUCUGGACGAAUGCCUCAGAGACGGAGUCAUUGGCAGCAGAGAAAGAGACAUCUGUGCAGCCUUGAAAGAUUCAGGGUCACCUCUCCAGUUUGACUAUAAGGCUGUUGCUGAUCGACUCCUGGAAAUAGCCAACUCAAAGAGCACCCCACCUUUCAACAGGAAACGACUCUGCAGACUCGUCAGAAAGUUCCAGGGCCUCUGUGAAGGCAAUGGUGCUCCACUCAGUUUUGCUGAGGACAUUCCUGCUGGGGAAAAUGGUCAGAGAAGGCUCAAGAGGAAAAGAAAGAAGCUUUUAGAGAAAGCUGCCUUAGAGAGUGAGAAAGGAAACACAGUCUCUCCUGCUGCUGAAGAGGACAGUGGAGGCCACAUUCACAAGAAGAAAAGGAAAAAGAGGAAGAGGAGCCCCUUCCAGCCUGACACUCAGAACCUGGAUGCUGCUGCCACGCCCAAAGUACCGAAUGCGGAGAGGGAGCCUGACACUACCCAGAGGCAGGCCCCACAAGCAUGUGCGACUGAGCCUACAGCAGAGGCUGUGUCCAGCAUCCGGGAGAACAGCUCCAAGCCUACACCCAUCUUGCCCAUACACAAUAAAAGAAAACGGCUGAGAAAGAAGAAACUGAGGGCCCACAAAGAGAUCUGCAAAUCCACUACUUUACCUCAGGAGGACAUGUCAAAGAAUGACGCUGUCAGUGGGCAUUCUCAGAGCUCUGCUGCCCACAUUUCUUCCUCAGAAGGUGUCCAAGCCCAGAAAAGGAAACGGAAACUGGGAGCUCUCCCUGUCAGCAGUGGUGACCUACCUGUACAAAAGUCAGGUACCCCAACAAGCCCAGUGGAAGGGAAGGAUGGCCAGACCACCCUGCCCCAGUGUAAGAAGUCACAAAAGAAGAUAGCAUCCAGCACCCUUGACCCCUGUUAUCCAUCCAGUCAAAAAACAGCAAUCUCAAAAAAGAAGAAAACAAUGAAGCUGAUGUCAAACGGUGUGUUGGAGUCCAACCCUGGACAGAUCCAAGCUCUGGGAAGCAACAGGACUUUGAAGAAGCCGCUGAAAACGGAGGACGACUUUGUCAAGUUUGACACUCGGUACUUACCAAAGCCCCUGUUCUUCAGGAAAGCCAAGAACAGCUCUGCCACCUGUUCCCAAGGCCCUGCUGGCCAGCUGAAUAAAACACCCUCCAGUUCCAAGAAAGUCACCUUUGGAUUGAACAGAAACAUGACUGCAGAAUUUAAGAAGACAGACAAGAGUAUCCUGGUCAGCCCCACAGGCCUCUCCAGAGUGGCCUUUAACCCUGAGCAGAGGCCACUCCACGGAGUGCUGAAGACCACCACGAGCUCCCCGGCCAGCACUCCUCUGUCGCCCAUGAGGCUACCAGCUACCACCCCAAAGAGAAGGCCAAGGGCUGCGGACUUCUUCUGAGAGCCAGGAGCCCUUUCUGAAGCCUGCUUUUAUACCGGAUGUUCUAUAAAUUAUAACUUUUAAA
Mus caroli (Ryukyu mouse) is the source of this 2342-nucleotide messenger RNA. It is a transcript of the gene Rrp1b, whose product is annotated as ribosomal RNA processing 1B. Gene Ontology annotation, cellular component: preribosome, small subunit precursor; nucleus. The record is from RefSeq and is a predicted model, not a curated record. NCBI's taxonomy places the organism in Eukaryota, Metazoa, Chordata, Mammalia, Rodentia, Muridae. Gene Ontology annotation, biological process: rRNA processing.